Molecule: messenger RNA, 1132 nt
Organism: Hypanus sabinus (Atlantic stingray)
Lineage: Eukaryota; Metazoa; Chordata; Chondrichthyes; Myliobatiformes; Dasyatidae
Product: mucin-3B-like
Exons: 3
Coding region: 1-1131 (376 amino acids)
Source: RefSeq, a predicted model, not a curated record
AUGGAGCUGAAGGAGAAGAUCAAGGUGGCGAAAGAGGAUUACAGGAGAGAGCUGGGCAGAGUAGCACACAGGAGAGUCACUAUCGGAAAGGUCUCACACACACACCCUGUCACUGUGUGGACAGGUCUCACACACACACACACCCUGUCAUUGUGGGACAGGUCUCUCUCUCUCACACACACACCCGUCACUGUGGGACAGGUCUCUCUCUCUCUCACACACACACACACACACACACACAGAGUCACUAUCGGAAAGGUCUCACACACACACACACACCCGUCACUGUGGGACAGGUCUCUCUCUCUCACACACACACCCGUCACUGUGGGACAGGUCUCUCUCUCUCUCACACACACCCGUCACUGUGGGACAGGUCUCUCUCUCACACACACACACACCCUGUCACUGUGGGACAGGUCUCUCUCACACACACACACACCCUGUCACUGUGGGACAGGUCUCUCUCUCACACACACACACACCCUGUCACUGUGGGACAGGUCUCUCUCUCUCACACACACACACACAGAGUCACUAUCGGAAAGGUCUCACACACACACACACACCCGUCACUGUGGGACAGGUCUCUCUCUCUCACACACACACCCGUCACUGUGGGACAGGUCUCUCUCUCUCACACACACACCCAUCACUGUGGGACAGGUCUCUCUCUCACACACACACACACCCUGUCACUGUGGGACAGGUCUCUCUCACACACACACACACUCGUCACUGUGGGACAGGUCUCUCUCACACACACACACACCCUGUCACUGUGGGACAGGUCUCUCUCACACACACACACACCCUGUCACUGUGGGACAGGUCUCUCUCUCACACACACACACACCCUGUCACUGUGGGACAGGUCUCUCUCUCACACACACACACACCCUGUCACUGUGGGACAGGUCUCUCUCUCACACACACACACACACACACACACACACACACAGUCACUAUCGGAAAGGUCUCACACACACACACACACCCUGUCAUUGUGGGACAGGUCUCUCUCUCACUCACACACACACACAGAGUCACUAUCGGAAAGGUCACACACACCCCCCGUCACUGUGUGGACAGGUCUCACACACACAUACCCUGUCACUGUGGGGGGACUGAU